GUACUUCCCGGCCGUGAUUCCGGUUAAACAGUUUUUGCCCGAGUUGGCCGUCGGAGUUUCAUGAGGUGCAUUAAAAUUUGCAUGGGCCUUUUUCGUGCUUCGUCGUGAAGCUGAGCCCUGCUAAAGAUCCCCGCUAAUCGGUGUCGGCGGUGUUGUGCUGGCACGAAAAGCCCAACAUCGGCUCGAUUCGACGGGUGGCGAGCGAUUAUGAAGCCACGAGCGACGCGAGACACCAGGGCGGUUUGGAUUCAGCAACGUGCCGCUGCCUGGGACGACGGUUUUAGUGUAGCUCGAGCGAUCGGUAAAGCCGGACAUACAAGCCCCGGAGAUCCACCCCGAACGGCUGUGCAGUGAUCGUGUGUUGGAUUUGGAGCGGGACCAGUCUGAUAGUAGUAGCAGUGAUAAUAUAUCGUCUAAUUCUGUGAACCUAACGCGAUUCGCGAUUAUCGGGAGAUUCGUUUUCGUUGAUUUCGUUGAUCGAUUGAAAGGACAAAAGAUGACGACGCAACCAUGGACCGUUGCGUUAAAUGAAUCCUGCUGAGUUAAAUCAGUAUCAACCAGUUGCUACGUUCGAGAAGCUAGAAAGCACACACAUCUACAGAAUGGAGAAGGGUAGCCCUUCGCGCCAGUUCCUGGCAGGAAUUUUAGUUAAUCUGGCCUCGGUUAUGGUCGGUACAUCGCUCGGUUGGACAUCACCGGUCGGUCCUAAGUUAGCCUCAAAGGAUGAGACGCCACUCGACACAAUCCCGACUGCCUCGGAGAACUCCUGGAUUGCCUCUCUAGUUGCACUGGGUGCACUUAUCGCACCUUUCAUGGCAGGUCCUUUGGCCGAACGGUUUGGCCGUAGACUGACGCUGCUCGGUAGCUCAGCCUUUUUCAUCGUGUCCUGGAUACUGCUGUUGACCACCGGCACCGUCGUCCAGGUGCUUAUUGCCCGGUUUCUGCAAGGCUUGGGCGUUGGCUUCGUUAUGACCGUGCAAACGAUGUACAUUGGAGAGAUCGCAUCGAACGAGUACCGUGGUGCCCUCGGUUCCCUAAUGCAGCUGUGCAUCGUGACCGGUAUACUGUAUGUGUACAGUAUCGGACCGUUUGUGUCGUACCACGCGUUGCAAUGGGCCUGCCUAGUGCUACCGAUCCUGUUCGCUGUGACGUUCUUCUUCAUGCCGGAAACACCGGCGUACUACAUCUCGAAGGGUGAAAAGGACCGUGCGGUGGAUUCGUUGUGCUUCCUGCGCGGCAAAACCGUCGACGGCAUUCAGGAGGAGCUGAAAGAAAUCACCACGACCGUUGAGGAGUCGCUCAAGAACAAGGGCACGGUUAUGGAUCUGUUCCGUAAUGCGGGCAACGUCAAAGCGCUUAUCAUCUGCGCGGGUCUGAUCAGCUUCCAGCAGCUUUCCGGUAUCAACGUGAUCCUGUUCUAUAGCCAGAGCAUCUUCGCGAGCACGGGAAGUAGUCUGGAACCUGCCAUUUCCACCAUCCUGGUCGGUGCGGUACAGGUGUUAGCCAGCGGUGCCACACCUUUGAUCGUCGAUCGGCUCGGACGAAAGCCAAUUUUGCUUACAUCGGCCGGUGGAAUGUGCUUGUCGCUCGGUACGAUGGGACUUUACUUUUUCCUCAAACACAUCGACUCACCGGCAGUGCCAAGCGUUGGCUGGCUACCGAUCAUGUCGCUCAUCUUCUUCGUUACCGUGUACUGCAUCGGUUUCGGGCCGCUACCAUGGGCCGUCCUGGGUGAGAUGUUCCCAGCCAACGUGAAGUCGAUUGCGUCCUCGAUCGUCGCGUCAACCUGCUGGGUGCUCGGCUUUAUCAUUCUGCAGUUCUUUGCCGAUCUUGACAAGGCCGUCGGAUCCCACUGGUCGUUCUGGAUCUUUGGCAUCCUGUGUGGGGUAGCGUUCGUGUUCACCUUCACCACCGUCAUGGAGACGAAGGGAUUAAGCUUGCAGGAGAUUCAGGAUCGAUUGAACGGCAAAGAGUAGCCGAUUUCGUUGCAAAUUUACCAUCGUUCAAACUGUCAAAGAAUAGCAAAUAGUUUAACCAUGGUCUUGCAAAUCAAGAUCUACUUAGGGAUCUGUUCGGCGGUCGUACCUAUUUCGAUUAACUAUUUUUUAUUAUGAUAAACCCAUAUUCACUUCUCUCAGUAAGUGUAUACUUUAAGUCGCAGUGCUUUACUGUAAAUGAUGCCGAUAAAGGAAUGUGCACCUGACGAUGAUGUCAGUAUACUGAAAGUAACACAUAAUUUAGUAGCAUUAGUUGUUAUUAGAUUCAUUUGAAAAAUUAAUAAAUAACUAGUUGUUUUUGUGUCUUUAAAAUUAUUAUACU
This is a messenger RNA of Anopheles darlingi, 2319 nucleotides long. RefSeq names its product facilitated trehalose transporter Tret1. The transcript is spliced from 5 exons. The coding region runs from base 528 to 1976 and encodes 482 amino acids. Gene Ontology annotation, molecular function: sugar transmembrane transporter activity. Gene Ontology annotation, cellular component: membrane. Gene Ontology annotation, biological process: carbohydrate transport; transmembrane transport. NCBI's taxonomy places the organism in Eukaryota, Metazoa, Arthropoda, Insecta, Diptera, Culicidae. The record is from RefSeq and is a predicted model, not a curated record.